AAUAGAAGAGCUUUUAGUCUUUUUAGCCCCUUCUCCUCACUGAGUACACCACUGACACUGAACAAAAUGUUUUUAAAAUAUUUUAUAGUGACGGUUGUUACCGUAUCUUGCGUUCGAUCUGCAGAAAAACCCUCAAAAGUCAUACCUCCUUAUGUCAAACAAUGUAUUCGAAAUGAUCCAAAAUUGGUGGAUUGUAUAAUACAAGCACUUAACCAUAUCAAACCCUAUUUGAAACAAGGAAUUAAAGAAAUUGAAUUACCUCCAGUUGAGCCAUUUAAAUUAGACUCGUUAAGUUUAGCUCUUACUGGCGGAACUAAUGGAUACAAGAUUACAUUGAAAGAUAUUGAUGCAUACGGAGCCAGUGACUUUAUCAUUCAGAAAAUUAUAGCUCACUCUAAUUCACCAUUUGAAGGUAAGAUUAAAAUUCCAAGAAUGACGUUGGAUGCGAAAUAUCUCAGUAGUGGCGUACUCUUAGUAAUACCUGCCACUGGAAACGGAACUUUUCACGCAGAUUUGGAUGAUAUUUGGGUGAAUAUUAAAGGAAACAUUUCUAAUUAUAAAAAGAAGUCUAAAGAGUACUACCGUUUGGACAACUUGGACAUUGAACUAGACAUUAAAAAAUCACAUAUGAAAGUCAGUAAUAUCAACAAUAAUAGGAUAAUAGGUGAAGCAACUAAUUUAUUUUUAGCGGAAAACAGUCAAGAAGUUAUACAAGUUAUGAUGCCUCAACUUAGACCUAAAUUGACAGACAUCAUUAUAAGGAUUAUUAAUCAACUGUUAUCAAAUGUAUCUACUGAUGUAUUUUAUAAAAAUUAAGUCUAUACCUUAAAUGAUCUACUAGUGUUACACUCAUAUUUACUUGUUUAAAUUUAUUACUUAUUUAGCACACAUAUUUAACUAAUAGACUCCAAUUUUUGUGUAAUUUUUUUAGUAUUUUUUAUAAUAUUUUUUAGAUAAGUUUACAAUAGUUAAAAAUAUAUUCUCGUAUCAGAAUCUUAUGUUUUUCAAUAAUUUUUCUUACUUUGGAUGUAUAAAUAUUGAAAUAAUAUUAUUAUUAUUUUAUUAUAUUUAAUAAUAUUAUUAUUGUAUUAUUGUAUAAAUAAUACUUAAGUAUAUUAUGUUAUUAGUUUAUUUUAUUAAUUAAAGGUAUAUUUCGAUACGAGUUUUUAAUAAUUUUUUUUAUAUUAAUUAUGUGAUAUUUAAUUUGAACAUUGUGAAAUUUCAAUAUUUUACUUAAACAAUUUAUUUUAAACAGAUAUUUUGAGUUUAUAUUUUUGCCGUGUAAUAUAAAUUAUUUUAAGAAUAAAAAUUAGAAAUAACGUUAAUUAUAGUGAAGUGUCAAUUAUAUAUCUAAGAUGCUCCUUCGCAUUUGAGAUAUUAUUAAUUAGCUAUAUUGUUUUACAAAGUUUCCAGAAAUAAUAUUUUUUUGUGGAUUAUAUACAUUUUGUCUUGUUAUUCUAAAAUAAAUACUAAUUACUUUAAUAUAUGGUUAGCCUGUAAUAAUACAAUGAGAAAUGAUUUAAUAUUAAUUACCUUAGGAGAUAUACAAUAAAAAUAAUUAAUUAAUCUGUAUAAACAAUUAUACACUUCUAUUUUUCAUAUUAGCUUCGAUGCGAAGCUGAGAAGGUAUUGGUUUUACUAAGAUGUUUUACUAAGACUGACACUUUUAUAUAAAUCUUAAAUUAAAGCUAAUAUACUUGUACUUUAUUA
Messenger RNA from Daktulosphaira vitifoliae (grape phylloxera), 1710 nucleotides. RefSeq lists its product as uncharacterized. The transcript has 7 exons. The record is from RefSeq and is a predicted model, not a curated record. Lineage: Eukaryota; Metazoa; Arthropoda; Insecta; Hemiptera; Phylloxeridae. Bases 67 to 816 code for a protein of 249 amino acids.